UUAUACUAAUUUAUGCAGUUUUAUUUUCAGUUUUAUGUCCAGCGAUGAUGAUGAAUCUUUCAUUAAACGCUGUCCUAAAUGUCAUAUACCUAUUGAAAGAGAUGAAGGGUGUGCCCAGAUGAUGUGCAAGCAUUGUAAACAUGUAUUUUGUUGGUACUGUCUUGCUUCUUUGGAUGAUGACUUUUUGUUGAGACAUUAUGAUAAAGGACCAUGUAAAAAUAAAUUAGGACAUUCCAGAGCUUCAGUAGCUUGGCAUAGAACUCAGGUUGUUGGAAUAUUUGCCGGUUUUGGAUUACUUAUGCUAGUGGCUGCUCCAUUCUUGAUCCUUGCUGCCCCAUGUUUGUUUUGUUGCCGAUGUAAGCAGUGUAGUAUGUAUGAAGAAGAACAGUCUGCUCGUUAAAUUUUGAAUGCAGUUCUACAUAC
Molecule: messenger RNA, 423 nt
Organism: Centruroides sculpturatus (bark scorpion)
Lineage: Eukaryota; Metazoa; Arthropoda; Arachnida; Scorpiones; Buthidae
Product: probable E3 ubiquitin-protein ligase RNF144A-A
Exons: 3
Coding region: 35-400 (121 amino acids)
Molecular function (GO): zinc ion binding
Source: RefSeq, a predicted model, not a curated record